Bacillus rossius redtenbacheri is the source of this 992-nucleotide messenger RNA. Its product is annotated as brachyurin-like. Gene Ontology annotation, biological process: proteolysis. The coding region runs from base 41 to 916 and encodes 291 amino acids. The record is from RefSeq and is a predicted model, not a curated record. The transcript has 7 exons. Gene Ontology annotation, molecular function: serine-type endopeptidase activity. Lineage: Eukaryota; Metazoa; Arthropoda; Insecta; Phasmatodea; Bacillidae.
AGAACAAGAUUCCAUUCAGUCAGUGUCGGUAAAGGCAUAAAUGAAUACUAUCUUUCUUCUGGUUUUGGCGGCAUGCGCCGUAGCCGUACCUACGGAAUGGCGAGAUUUGAGCAAGGUCAACCGCAAGAAUCUCGACCUUCCUUCAACAGCGAAACAAAACUUUAAUAUUAAAGCCGACCCUGCGGGACCGCGCAUCGUGGGAGGGAACGUGGCAACGCCGCACUCGAUGCCGUACCAAGCCGCCCUGUACGUGCCAGUGGCGUUGGGGACCGUAUUCUGCGGCGGGUCUCUCGUCGACCGCCAGUGGGUGCUCACCGCGGCCCAUUGCCUCGACUCGCGCACGGGAGCCGUGAGGGUGGUACUCGGCGCGCACGACAUAUCGACCUCCGAGGGCAGCCGGGUGGUCGUCGACAGCAGCGAAGUCCGCCAGCAUCCGUCGUGGGACAAGACCACGUUCAAGAACGACGUGGGCCUCGUCAGGCUGUCGCGGAAGAUCGAGUACAGUGCCAACAUCCAACCUUUGAGGCUCCCAUCGCGGUCCCAACAGCAGGCGACAUUCACAGGUCUCCAGGCCACAGUGAGCGGGUGGGGACACGCCUCCGAUGAUGCCACUACUAUAAGCCCUGUGCUCCUCUACGUGACAGUACCAGUAAUAUCCAACUACGACUGCAACCUCAUCACGCAUGACGUCAUCGAAACGCAGAUGUGCACAUCUGGGAGCGACAAGAAAGGCGCUUGUAACGGAGACAGCGGGGGUCCACUAGUUAUUGAAGAAUCGGACGGGGUCAAAACCCAAAUCGGAAUUGUAUCGCUAGGAUACACUCUUUGCGAAAUGGGUUGGCCUGAUAUUUUCACCAGAAUCACCAGCUUCAUGGACUGGAUAUCGAACACUGCAAACAUCACCAUCGGACUGUGAAGUUGUUGCAAAUUCCAUCCAGGCAUUUUAUCAACUUUCGAAUUUGAGUGCUAAUAAAUACAGUGAAACUCUGUUA